CGCUUUUUGCCAAAUAUGUGGUGGCUGGUUCUCGAUGCAUCCGUGAGUUGUUGACUAUGUGAUAUGUGAUCCGCCGUAUCUCCCCAGUCUUACUGCUACUACUGUCAACCAUGCACCCAGUUAAUGAAGUUUUCAUAUGCCUCUCGAGUUCAGCACGAUGGUCACGCACCGAUCGUGCACCAUAGCCUGUGUUCUGCGAGAUGGUGCGUCAAUAAUGAUACUCGAGAGACAGAUUUCGCUUGUCUAUUUCCCUGUUCGCCAACUUUGUAGCAAUGUCGACCUCCUUACCUUUCAACGUCACCGCCGAACUCGCCGCGCUCAAGCACGAGAAGAAGAACCAUGAUCUCCAGAGACUCCCUCCCAAUGCAAUGAUCAAACGACGCCCCCUAGACCAUCCUUCAGUGCCCGACAUACACGUCGGCGCCAACAUCCCGAAAGUGGUCUAUGUCUCGCGAAAGACGCCCGUCAUCUCCGCAGUGAAACGCGUCAAGAAAAUGCUACGACUCGUCGAAAAGCGGGCAUUGCAACAGGCCGGAGUCUCGCUUAAAACGAAACAGAGGACGGCGAAGAUCGCACAAGCAAACGAAAAUAUAGCCAAGGCCAGGGAAGAGAUCCUGGUCAAGGCGAGCGGGAGGGCAAUGGAGCAGGCACUACGAGUGGGCGAAUGGUUUCGGAACAAAGAGAAGGAAAUGCUCUGCAAUGUCGAGGUCAGAGCUGGUAGUGUCAGUGUCGUGGACGAUAUUGUGGAACUCGAGAACGACGCUGCGGAAGAAGAAGAAAAGCAAGAAGCCACCGAGGAUGUUGACAUCCAAGACGAAUCCAAAAUCGAACAUGGCGAUACGACACUGGAAUUGUUUGCCGAUCAUGUCAACACAAGCACUGGUGAGCAACCGUCAAGUGGCCAUGGUCAGAGUAAUGCCAGGAAUUCGGGAACUGCUUCGGACUUACAAAUGGAAGAGGGAAAUACACCAGUGAAGAAAACCAGGAGGAGGAACAAGAGAAAAAGACCAAUGUACAAAGAAGAUGAACUGCCAGAGGCACGUCUGAGAUGGGUCAAGACCGUUGAAGUUGCAAUCUCGUUGCAGGGUUAGACAUGGGAUCAUGCUAUCUGUUCGGGUGGCUCGGACUGUCAGGACUGCUUGAAGGGGUGCGUUGCCGUAAACUACCAACACCAAGUCGCAAUUGACAGUAGAGAGCUGUCACGAUGUCUCUCAUAAUUCUGGUGUGGCAAGUAACAGCAAGGAAAACAGACCUUCACAUCUUCGCCCCCUUCCAAUGCUGGAGUUUCCCGUGAUCUGCGGCGAGUUGUUUGAAAUUGCUCGAGGUGCUGCCGCUCCCACGCCCCAAGUCUGCAGCUGGGUAAUACUAGAGCGCUGUAUAACUUUCCGUCCAUUUGAUCAACAAGAGAGACAUUGUCCUGCGGCGAGUAUGGUGACUGAUGGACGGAGCUCCUUUCAUCAUGGCAUCAUUUUUUGGCCCUUGACGACGACUUUGCUAUGCAGUAGUGGCAGCUAAGUUCCAUCCGCAUCAUAAGUAUUCUGUCGAAGUUGCUUAAUAUGAGAGGCCCAUCAGGCCUCUACCGGUGCCG
Messenger RNA from Exophiala dermatitidis NIH/UT8656, 1588 nucleotides. RefSeq lists its product as uncharacterized. The transcript has a single exon. Gene Ontology annotation, biological process: rRNA processing; intronic box C/D snoRNA processing; nuclear-transcribed mRNA catabolic process, RNase MRP-dependent. Gene Ontology annotation, molecular function: RNA binding. Gene Ontology annotation, cellular component: ribonuclease MRP complex; nucleolar ribonuclease P complex. NCBI's taxonomy places the organism in Eukaryota, Fungi, Ascomycota, Eurotiomycetes, Chaetothyriales, Herpotrichiellaceae. The record is from RefSeq and is a predicted model, not a curated record. Bases 273 to 1091 code for a protein of 272 amino acids.